Messenger RNA from Amphiprion ocellaris (clown anemonefish), 2103 nucleotides. It is a transcript of the gene b3gnt2a, whose product is annotated as UDP-GlcNAc:betaGal beta-1,3-N-acetylglucosaminyltransferase 2a. The record is from RefSeq and is a predicted model, not a curated record. The coding region runs from base 517 to 1740 and encodes 407 amino acids. Gene Ontology annotation, molecular function: hexosyltransferase activity. Gene Ontology annotation, cellular component: membrane. Lineage: Eukaryota; Metazoa; Chordata; Actinopteri; Pomacentridae. The transcript has 3 exons.
ACUUAGGAAUGUCCUCAUUUUUUUAAAGAAAAUCUUUUUUUUUCAAUGAAGAUAACAUUAAAUGAAUGAUAAAUGCAGUCUAGACAUUGUUAAUGUGCUAAAUGAAAAGUCCGUCUCUGGUCGCCCUGAAGCGGCAGCAGGCUGGGAGGAGCCGCGGCGCUGCGCACUGGAAGGACGCACACCUCUACUGCACCUUCACCACUCAGGGAAACACUGACGGGAGUUUGGCCACAUUUAGUGAGUCCGACUCCACACAGUUAUUGUUUACACGAGGACUAUCGCCCGUUCAGAUCAGCACCACCCUGAAGGUUGAGGAAGCUUUAAUGCAGGUGCAGCCUGUUGAUCAGCGCUGGAGCCCGAGGAACAGGAACCCGGAGGAAGUGCCAUCGUGUUAAAUUCCUAAUGGAUCCAGAAACUUCAAAAACCUCCUCCAUCCUGGAGCUCAUCCAUAUGAGACCAGUAGAGGUGUGGGUGUCCAUUACACUCAACUGACACAUCAUCUCUGCCUCACCACAGAUGCAGAGGGGAAGCAAUAUGCCCGUGGCCCGCAGGAAAACAAGGCUGUUCUGUAUGAUGAUAAUGCUCAACAUCUGCAUUUGUGUCCUGAUGGGUGUGACAUGGAAUCUGAGACGUGGCAAUAGGAGCCACCAGAAGGUGCGAAUUCCAUCCAAGAGGUUUUGGCGCACACAGAUACUGAGUGAAUCGUUCUGGAACAAGGAGCAGCAGCGCCUGGACUUCCUUUACAAUCCCAUCAUCAACUCUGCACUAUCUGACGACUCCCUCGUUGUGCUUCCAGAUUGGUUGAAUGACACCGGACCACUCAACCCCUGUGAUCCCGACUACAGAGUCCUCACGCAAAUCUCGGACUACAACUCCUUGCCGCAGCGCUUCCAGGACUUUCUUUUGCACAUGCGCUGCAGAACUUACUCCAUGCUAAUAAAUCAACCCCAUGUUUGUGAUGAACCGCCGUUCUUGCUACUGGUAGUCAAGUCACUGAUCCCACAUUUUGACCGGCGGCAGGCCAUUCGUGAAACAUGGGGAAGAGCCGGCGUCUUAGCCAAUCGGACUGUGGUGACGGUGUUCCUGCUGGGCAGCACUUUGCCGUUAGACAACUUUCCAGACCUGCGGAUCAUGCUGGGACAUGAGGCGAAGCUUCACAAUGACUUACUCCAGUGGGACUACAGGGAUUCUUUCUUCAACCUCACCCUGAAGGAGGUCCUCUUUCUGGAAUGGUUCAGUAAACACUGCCCUCAAGCUCAGUACGUUCUCAAGGGCGACGAUGACGUGUUCGUCAACACCUUGCGAGUUAUUGACCUUCUGGAAGGCUUGCCAGACAACAAGGCUAAGGAUUUGUUCAUAGGCGAUGUUAUCAGUAACGCAGGUCCACACAGAAACCAGAAGCUUAAGUACUUUAUCCCAGAGAGUGUGUUUGUGGGCCAGUACCCGCCUUAUGCCGGUGGUGGAGGAUAUCUGUUGUCUGGAGAGUUAGCAAUACGCCUUUACAAUAUAUCUCAGCAGGUAGUCUUGUUUCCCAUUGAUGAUGUCUACACAGGGAUGUGUCUGAGGAAGCUGGGUCUGGCUCCUACGAAACACACCGGCUUUAAGACUUUUGACAUUGAGAAAAAGUACAGGUCCGCCCCCUGCAUCUACAGGAGCCUGGUGCUGGUUCAUAGCCGGACGCCCCAGGAGAUUAUUGAAAUCUGGCCGUGGAUUGUCAACCCUGAGCUGGACUGUCAAUGAGUGCUGGAGUUUUCCAUCAUUUGUUUAUACUGUUGAUCUUUUGUCAUUUUUUACAAACUUUAUUCUCUUUAAAACAGUGUUUUCAGGUUGACUUUAUUUGUCCGUUUAAUUUGAUAUUUUAUUCUAUUGCUCAAACUGUAGUGUAAUCAUAUAAAUGUAUUUGGAGAGUCACUACUCCAGAACCUGAAUUUAAUCAAAUCUUCAGUAUAAAGGGCAUUACCCUCAGUGAGGCUGAUGGAAAAACUGGAUGUGCCUCAAGUAUCAGCAAAAAGUACAAACUCCCUGAAUGUCUGCUAACUGGACACAUGCAAACAUAAACAUUUACAUGCUAACCUCCCAGGUUUUGGCAUGCUAGCUGGUUAA